Messenger RNA from Periophthalmus magnuspinnatus, 1961 nucleotides. It is a transcript of the gene lck, whose product is annotated as LCK proto-oncogene, Src family tyrosine kinase. Gene Ontology annotation, biological process: B cell receptor signaling pathway; innate immune response; T cell differentiation. The record is from RefSeq and is a predicted model, not a curated record. NCBI's taxonomy places the organism in Eukaryota, Metazoa, Chordata, Actinopteri, Gobiiformes, Gobiidae. The transcript is spliced from 13 exons. Gene Ontology annotation, cellular component: extrinsic component of cytoplasmic side of plasma membrane. Gene Ontology annotation, molecular function: non-membrane spanning protein tyrosine kinase activity; ATP binding; signaling receptor binding. Bases 187 to 1737 code for a protein of 516 amino acids.
AGAGUCAGUGGUGGUGUCAGAGAAGAUGCACAGUGAGUUAUAAGAGGAGCGGAGUAUGACAUCCUCACACCCAAACUCCCUGCAUGAAAACUCACCAGACAAUAUAAUCAAAUAGUAAAUAACAGUAUUCUGGCUGGAUAAGGGAAAUACCACAUUUAAAAGAGAAGAACUUUCUCUUAGGAAAAGAUGGGUUGUAACUGCAGUUCAGACUACUCGGACAGCGAGUGGACUGAGAAUUUAGAUGAGAUCUGUGAGCACUGCAACUGUCCCAUCCCUCCCUCCACAUGUAACCCAACAAAUGAUCUCAAAAUGUACCCUCCUGUGCUCUCUCAUCAGUAUACAGAUGACCGAAUUCCCUAUCACUCACCACAGUCGCCGCCUACGUCUCCCUUGCCAGCCGACAAUCUGGCAGUGGCCAUUUACAGUUACGAACCUGCCCAUGAUGGUGACCUGGGAUUUGUGAAGGGGGACAAACUUAAAAUAAUUAACAAGGAUGAUCCGGAGUGGUAUUUUGCCGAAUCUCUGACUAGUGGAAAGACAGGCUUCAUCCCAUUCAACUUUGUGGCCAUGAACACAGUAGAGACAGAACCGUGGUUCUUUAGGAAUACUCCUAGAAACGAUGCUAUGAGGCUCCUGCUCGCCCCUGGAAACACUCAGGGAUCGUUUCUGAUUCGGGACAGUGAGACCAGCAAAGACUCCUACUCGUUAUCUGUCAGGGAUUUUGACCCAAACAAAGGCGAUGAAGUCAAGCACUACAAGAUACGCAGACUGGAUAAUGGUGGCUAUUACAUCUCAGCUGCGAUUUCCUUUAACUCUCUGAAAGACCUUGUGCAGCAUCACUCGCGUUUUGCGGACGGAUUGUGUACAAAGCUGGGGAAGCCGUGCCAGUCGAGGGCGCCACAAAAGCCUUGGUGGCAGGACGAGUGGGAGAUUCCAAGGGAGUCUCUAAAACUCCAACGCAGACUCGGAGCAGGGCAGUUUGGAGAAGUCUGGAUGGGUGUCUACAAUAAUGAGAGAAAGGUUGCUAUCAAAAACCUUAAGAUGGGUACAAUGUCAGUGGAGGCCUUCCUGGCUGAAGCUAAUAUGAUGAAGAAUCUGCAGCACAAACGCCUGGUCCGCCUCUUUGCUGUGGUUAGCCAGGAUCCAAUUUGCAUCGUCACUGAGUUUAUGGAAAAUGGUAGUCUAGUGGAUUUCUUGAAAACACCAGAGGGAAAUAGAUUAAAAAUCCACACUCUGAUUGAUAUGGCUUCUCAGGUGGCAGAUGGAAUGUCCUUCAUUGAACAGAAGAAUUAUAUACAUCGAGAUCUACGAGCUGCAAAUAUCCUGGUUUCACAAGAACUCAUCUGUAAAGUGGCUGACUUUGGACUUGCAAGACUUAUAGAAGACAAUGAGUACACCGCUAGAGAGGGUGCAAAAUUUCCCAUCAAGUGGACUGCUCCAGAAGCUAUAAAUUUUGGCACGUUUACCAUUAAAUCAGAUGUGUGGUCAUUUGGGAUCCUGCUAACAGAAAUUGUGACCUAUGGACGUAUUCCCUACCCAGGCAUGUCCAACCCAGAAGUAAUUCAGAACUUGGAGCGAGGAUACAGGAUGCCAAAGCCAGAUGAAUGCCCCGAUACCCUCUAUGAGGUCAUGCACAUGUGCUGGAAAGAAACGCCAGACGACAGGCCCACAUUUGAAUAUCUGAAAAAUGUUUUGGAGGAUUUUUUCACUUCUACAGAGAGGCAAUAUCAGGAUUAGCCUCCAAGACACAAAGACUUGUAUAUUUUGAUAAAACUAAAUAUUGCUGUAAUGUGUGUUUGUUUUGUACACAAUUGAAUAAUGGGAUUGUUUCACUUCUACAUUUUGACCACAGAAUGCCAAAAAAUCUAAAGUUAACAUAACUUUAAUCUUUAAUCUCUGUUUAUCUUUAACUUUUAGAUUUCUUUUUUUUUUUUUAAUAAAAAGUGUACAUUUUUUACAGU